Molecule: messenger RNA, 417 nt
Organism: Spirometra erinaceieuropaei
Lineage: Eukaryota; Metazoa; Platyhelminthes; Cestoda; Diphyllobothriidea; Diphyllobothriidae
Source: the annotation of a GenBank genome assembly
AUGUCAUCAGAAGUUAAUAAAGCUCAAACAGCCACAGCUGCUGAUGGUGAUACGAUUUUUGGAAAGAUUGCUCGCAAGGAAGUCCCAGCAAAAAUAGUUUAUGAGGAUGACCAGUGUCUGGCAUUUGAUGAUGUCUCACCCCAAGCUCCAGUGCACUUCUUGGUAAUACCCAAGACGCCCAUAAAAAUGCUUAGUUCUGCUGAAGACAAGGACGAACCGGUAGUUAACGCCUUACCCUCUAUACCCCCCUAGCUUCUUGGCCAUUUGCUCUACGUUGCAAAGAAGGUCGCGGACGAAAAGGGACUGAAGGAUGGCUACCGACUGGUCAUUAACAAUGGCAGAGAAGGUUGCCAAUCUGUAUAUCACUUGCAUCUGCACGUCAUGGGUGGCCGUCAGAUGGGUUGGCCACCAGGCUGA